Messenger RNA from Thermothielavioides terrestris NRRL 8126, 2103 nucleotides. RefSeq lists its product as uncharacterized. Bases 567 to 1910 code for a protein of 447 amino acids. The transcript has 7 exons. Gene Ontology annotation, biological process: microtubule cytoskeleton organization; mitotic cell cycle. The record is from RefSeq and is a predicted model, not a curated record. Gene Ontology annotation, molecular function: GTPase activity; GTP binding; structural constituent of cytoskeleton. Gene Ontology annotation, cellular component: cytoplasm; microtubule. Lineage: Eukaryota; Fungi; Ascomycota; Sordariomycetes; Sordariales; Chaetomiaceae.
ACAAAAACUCGCGCGAACUCGGCAACCAAGCUGCUUCACAGCUGAGAGCAGAAUCCUGAGGACGAAAGCGGGACACUUGCAAACAUCAGUAAAUGGAACACGACGAAAUUCCCUCCAGAUCUGACUCUCAAAGGUCGGCGAUGGCACGACGAGGUUGGUGAGCUUGAAGAGUUGAGAAACCCCGUCUCUGGAAGCACACAGGAGCUACCCCACAUUGGACUUGCCGUGCGCCCACCCAAAUCGGCCUAGUACGGCGCGCUAUCUCUUCGUCUCCCCACCAAAUGAGGAAUGGCGUAAACAAGCGAGAACGCAGGGACCACCAGGCAGCCAGACCUGCCCUGUGUUUGGCUUGGAUUGGCGGUGCCUGAUCUCCACCCUGGCAGCUGCAAGCGGUGAACGAUCCGCGCCUUUUCAUUUCUCGCCCCAAAAUCAACAAUCUCCUCUCUCCUGACCGACUUCUCCACCAACAGCUUUUCCCGCCAGCUCGCGCGCACCUCGACUGCUUCGAUUCUUCAUCCUGCAGCUCGCACCUCCUCGCAAACCAGCUUCUACACAAUCCCAUCAAAAUGCGUGAGAUCGUUCACCUCCAGACCGGCCAAUGCGGUAACCAAAUUGGUGCCGCUUUUUGGCAGACCAUCUCGGGCGAGCACGGCCUUGACAGCAAUGGCGUGUACAAUGGCACCUCCGAGCUCCAGCUCGAGCGCAUGAACGUCUACUUCAACGAGGCCUCCGGCAACAAGUAUGUCCCUCGUGCCGUCCUCGUCGACCUGGAGCCCGGCACCAUGGAUGCCGUCCGCGCUGGACCCUUCGGCCAGCUCUUCCGCCCUGACAACUUCGUCUUCGGCCAGUCCGGUGCUGGCAACAACUGGGCCAAGGGUCACUACACCGAGGGUGCCGAGCUCGUGGACCAGGUCCUCGAUGUCGUCCGUCGCGAGGCCGAGGGCUGCGACUGCCUCCAGGGCUUCCAGAUCACCCACUCGCUCGGUGGUGGUACCGGUGCCGGUAUGGGUACCCUCCUGAUCUCCAAGAUCCGCGAGGAGUUCCCCGACCGCAUGAUGGCCACCUUCUCGGUCGUGCCCUCGCCCAAGGUCUCCGACACGGUCGUCGAGCCUUACAACGCCACUCUCUCGGUGCACCAGCUGGUCGAAAACUCGGACGAGACCUUCUGCAUUGACAACGAGGCCCUCUACGACAUCUGCAUGCGCACCCUGAAGCUGUCGAACCCCUCGUACGGUGACCUCAACUACCUGGUCUCGGCCGUCAUGUCGGGCGUCACCGUCUCGCUGCGCUUCCCCGGCCAGCUCAACUCGGACCUUCGCAAGCUGGCCGUCAACAUGGUUCCUUUCCCGCGUCUCCACUUCUUCAUGGUUGGCUUCGCGCCUCUGACCAGCCGUGGCGCCCACUCGUUCCGCGCCGUCUCCGUUCCUGAGUUGACCCAGCAGAUGUUCGACCCCAAGAACAUGAUGGCUGCGUCCGACUUCCGCAAUGGUCGCUACCUCACCUGCUCUGCCAUCUUCCGUGGCAAGGUCUCCAUGAAGGAGGUUGAGGACCAGAUGCGCAACGUCCAGAACAAGAACUCGUCCUACUUUGUCGAGUGGAUCCCGAACAACGUCCAAACGGCGCUGUGCUCGAUCCCGCCGCGCGGUCUCAAGAUGUCGUCGACCUUCGUCGGCAACUCGACGGCCAUCCAGGAGCUGUUCAAGCGUGUUGGCGAGCAGUUCACGGCCAUGUUCCGCCGCAAGGCCUUCUUGCACUGGUACACUGGCGAAGGCAUGGACGAGAUGGAGUUCACCGAGGCCGAGUCCAACAUGAACGAUCUCGUCUCGGAGUACCAGCAGUACCAGGAUGCUGGCGUCGACGAGGACGAGGAGGGUUAUGAGGAGGAGGUUCCUGUCGAGCAGGAGGAGUAAAGCUUGCUCUGCUUGCUCCGCUCAUCAUCUGCGAGAAACCUUUUGGUUUUUCCUUUCUCUGUAAGCCAGCCAGCCAGCUAGCCAGUUUGCACCGGAUGGCUGGCUGUCGUCAGCUGUGAGCUAGUAGUAUCUUGAUCGUCUUGUUAAUGAUCAUAUUCCAGGCGGGGUUGUUGCCUCCCUGUCUUAUUGCCUG